CUAUAUAACCCUGUAUACCCAUGUUUACCUAGUAUUACCCUGUAUACUGUAUGCCCUGUAUACCCCUAUAUAACCUGUGUACCCAUGUUUACCCUAGUAAUACUGUAUACCCUGUAUACCCCUAUAUAACCUGUGUGUUUACCCAUGUUUACCCUAGUAAUUUACCCAUGUAUACCCUGUAUACCCUGUAUGCCCCUAUAUAUCCUGUGUAUAUGUUUACCCUAGUAAUACUGUAUACCCUGUAUACCCCUAUAUAUAACCUGUGUACCCAUGUUUACCCUAAUAGUUUAUACCCUGUAUGCCCCUAUAUAACCUGUUUACCCAUGUUUACCCAUGUUUACCCUAAUACUGUAUACCCUGUAUGCCCCUAUAUAUCUUGUGUACCCAUGUUUACCCUAGUAGUACUGUAUACCCUGUAUACCCCUAUAUAUACCUGUGCCCCUAUGUAUAUCUUACCCAUGUUUACCCUAGUAAUACUGUAUACCUGUAUACCCCUAUAUAUCCUGUGUACCCAUGUUUACCCUAUAUAAUACUGUAUAUCCUGUGUACCCUGUACCCUUAAUACCCUUGUAUACCCCUAUAUAUCCUGUGUACCCCUAUAUAUCUUGUGUACCCAUGUUUACCCUAGUAGUACUGUAUACCCUGUAUGCCCCUAUAUAUCUUGUGCCCCAUGUUUACCCUAGUAAUACUGUAUACCCUGUAUACCCCUAUAUAUCCUGUGUGCCCAUGAAUACCCUAGUAAUACUGUAUACCUUGUAUGCCCCUAUAUAUCCUGUGUACCCACAUGUUUACCCUAGUAAUACUGUAUACCCUGUAUACCCCUAUAUAUCUUGUGUAACCCCUAGUGUACUGUAUACCCUGUAUGUUUACCUUAAUAGUGCCCAUGUUUACCCUAAAAAAUACUGUAUACCCUGUAUGCCCCUAUAUAUCCUGUGUACCAAUGUUUACCCUAGUAAUACUGUAUACCCUGUAUACCCCUAUAUAUCUUGUGUACCCAUGUUUACCCUAGUAGUACUGUAUACCCUGUAUACCCCUAUAUACCUUGUGCACCCAUGUUUACCCUAGUAAUACUCAUGUAUACCCUGUAUACCCCUAUAUUAUAACCUUGUGCACCCAUGUUUACCCUAAUAGUACUGUAUACCCUGUAUACCCCUAUAUAUCUUGUGUACCCAUGUUUACCCUAGUAGUACUGUAUACCCUGUAUACCCCUAUAUACCUUGUGCACCCAUGUUUACCCUAGUAAUACUGUAUACCCUGUAUACCCCUAUAUUAUAACCUUGUGCACCCAUGUUUACCCUAAUGGUACUGUAUACCCUGUAUACCCCUAUAUAUCUUGUGUACCCAUGUUUACCCUAGUAGUACUGUAUACCCUGUAUACCCCUAUAUACCUUGUGCACCCAUGUUUACCCUAGUAAUACUGUAUACCCCUAUAUACCCCUAUAUAUCCUGUGUACCAAUGUUUACCCUAGUAAUACUGUGUACCCUGUAUACCCCUAUAUAUCUUGUGUACCCAUGUUUACCCUAGUAGUACUG
This is a messenger RNA of Porites lobata, 1533 nucleotides long. The record is from the annotation of a GenBank genome assembly. Lineage: Eukaryota; Metazoa; Cnidaria; Anthozoa; Scleractinia; Poritidae.